AGCCGCGUGCAGGGCUCGUUAGUCGUGCAACAAUCGCUUGGAGAAGCAGAAUAGAUUGCCGUCAGCACCGUUCUUGUGAACUAACACAUGUUUACGCCGGAUAGAUGAUUACUUCACUUGAUUUAUCUUUUAUGAUCCCAUGAUGCAUCCACGACGGGGAAAGGAAUACAUAUGGAUUACAUUUGCAGCGUUUCUUUGUCUGUGCGGCUGCUCGUUCUCGCAAUUGUCCUAUUCCAUAUCGGAGGAGGUGAACAAAGGCACGGUUGUGGGGAACAUCGCAAAGGAUUUAAACUUGAAUCUUCAGAACCUGGAGGACAGGGGACUGCAUGUUGUUUCGAGUUACAGUAAGAAAUACGUUGACGUUAAUUUGCGAACCGGAAACCUCUUUGUCAACGAGAGAAUAGACAGAGAGGAACUUUGUCCGAAUCUGAUCAAAUGUUCGCUGAAGAUCCAAGCAGUUCUAAGUCAUCCAAUGACUGCACAUCGCAUAGAGCUGAAUAUAGUAGACAUAAAUGACAAUUCUCCCGCAUUUGUUGAGAGCAAACAUUCCCUAAAUAUUUCUGAAUCCUCGCUAACGGGAGAGCGGUAUCCCCUCCCCGUGGCUGUGGAUGCAGACAUGGGGAGCAAUGCUGUGAAAAGCUAUAAGCUGAGUCAGAAUGAACAUUUCUCUCUCGAUGUUCAGAGCGGCGGAGAACAUGGCGUGUCGGCUGAAUUGGUAUUGCAGAAAGCUCUAGACAGGGAGACGCGUUCGGUCAUAACACUUCUGUUAACGGCAAUUGAUGGAGGUAAGCCUCCCAAAUCAGGGUCAAUAAACGUACAUGUUUAUAUUAUAGAUGCAAAUGACAAUAUACCAAGUUUCAGUCAGUCACUUUACAAAGUAAGUGUGAAGGAAAACGCCCCUCUUGGAACACCUGUAAUAAAAUUAAAUGCAACAGACAUGGACGAAGGCAUAAACGGUAAGAUUGUGUACUCCUUUAUUAAAAGAGGAAAUACUGACCCGACAAAUAUAUUUGACUUACAUUCAGAAACCGGAGAAAUAACUCUGAAAGGCAAUCUAGAUUAUGAAGAAACACGCGCUUAUGAAAUUAGAGUCCAAGCAAAAGAUCAGGGAACUUCACCUCGAAGUGCAUAUGCGAAAUUAUUGAUAAAUGUGAUUGAUGUGAAUGACAACGCUGCCAGAAAUAUCUGUCACAUCUUUAAUGACACCAGUGAGAGAAGACGCACAAUUAGGGACCAUUGUUGCUUUAGUUACAGUGAGUGAUAAAGAUGGAGGGAAUAAUGGUGUUACUAAAUGUAACGUUAUCGGAUCUGGUCCCUUUAAACUGAAGUCUAACUACAAUAAUGAUUAUUCUUUAGUGGUGGAUGGACAACUAGAC
This is a messenger RNA of Xiphophorus hellerii (green swordtail), 1376 nucleotides long. RefSeq names its product protocadherin gamma-C3-like. NCBI's taxonomy places the organism in Eukaryota, Metazoa, Chordata, Actinopteri, Cyprinodontiformes, Poeciliidae. The record is from RefSeq and is a predicted model, not a curated record. The transcript has a single exon. Bases 140 to 1261 code for a protein of 373 amino acids. Gene Ontology annotation, biological process: homophilic cell-cell adhesion. Gene Ontology annotation, molecular function: calcium ion binding. Gene Ontology annotation, cellular component: plasma membrane.